AGUACAGAAAAUAGCCUGACCCGCUCAGCACUUCACGUUCAGAUUUCGGUGUUUUAUAGUGCGCAUUAAUGAAUACGUCUUCUUAGACUAUGCUGAACUGGAGGACUCGCUAACGUACGAUUGACGUAUUUCCCAUUGUCGUUUAAAUGUUGACAGUUUAGCAGCCGACUAAACAACAGUCGUGCUGACCAGCAGUUUACUGUAAAAGUGUUGUAACACCUAUAAGCUAAUAGUGCUCUUUUUAAUAGUACUUUGUACAUCUUCGUGACGCUCCCGAUCAUCCGGAGGGUUAGAUUCAAACACUGGAGAAUCUCCCUGAAAGUUACCAACAAGUUGUGCUGACCGUGGAGGUUAUCGGGUGAAAGGUGACAUCGCUUCAGGCUGUUGACUUAAAGAAUGCACAAUGCGGCGAGUGUCUCAGCCUCUCUGGGUUCCAUGGGACUGCUGCGUCUCAUCGGGGUGUCCUGGUCCUGGAGCCUGGCAGCUGGCCUUGGGGUAUAUCUGGGCACAAAAAGCUGGAAAUACUUCUACAUUGCAGCACGCACUGCCAAAAGAGACCUAAAUGGCCUGUAUGUACUGUUGAGGGUGAAGAUGGCUCUUUGGCGAUAUGUGCGCAAUGGAAGUAACAUUCCUUCCAUAUUCGCCCAGACAGUCAAACUACACCCAAAUAAACCAGCACUGAUCUAUGAAGCCACCGGAGAGAUGUGGACCUUCACCCAGCUGGACGAGCAGUCCAAUGCAGUCGCCCAUUGGGCAAGAAGUCAGGGAUGGGUCUCUGGGGAUGUGGUGGCCCUCUUCAUGGAAAGCAGGCCGUUACAGGUGGCGCUAUGGCUUGGCUUAUCAAAGGUUGGGGUGGAAGCUGCUCUCAUCAACUUCAACCUCCGCCAUGAUUCCCUCCUGCACUGCGUCGGAGUGUCAGGGUCAAGGGCCAUCGUGUUUGGAGCUGAGCUUGCUGAUGCCAUGUUGGAGGUCAGUUCGUCCUUCAGCCAGUCCAUGGUACGAUUCUGUACAGGAGACCUCAGUGCCGAACAUCUGGCCCGUCUGGACGCUCGACCUCUGGAUCCAGUUUUGGCCUCUUCAUCCAGACAUCCUCCCUCACCUUGUGUUCCCUCAAAAGGGAUGAAUGAUCGUCUGUUUUAUAUUUACACCUCUGGCACCACAGGGCUGCCCAAGGCUGCCAUUGUGGUUCACAGUCGUUACUACAGAAUCGCUGCUUUUGGGUUUUUUGCCUUUGGCAUGCGCAAGAAUGACAUCAUCUAUGACUGUCUGCCUCUCUAUCACUCAGCAGGUGGUAUCAUGGGAGUGGGUCAGUGUCUGAUCCACGGCCUCACUGUAGUGGUGAAGAAGAAAUUCUCUGCCAGCCGCUUCUGGGAAGAUUGCAUUAAGCACAAUUGCACUGUCGUUCAGUACAUCGGGGAAAUCUGCCGCUACCUUUUGUCUCAGCCUGUACGGCCGUCUGAAAAAGGCCACAAAGUUCGACUGGCAGUGGGAAACGGGUUGCGCCCCAGUGUGUGGGAGGCGUUCACAGAAAGAUUCGGGGUGAAACAGAUUGGCGAGUUCUACGGAGCAACUGAGUGCAACUGUAGCAUUGCCAACAUGGAUGGAAAGGUGGGAGCAUGUGGAUUCAACAGUCGCAUUCUCCCCAACGUGUACCCAAUCCGUCUGGUGAGGGUGGACGAGGACAGCAUGGAGCUGGUUCGCGACAGCCGGGGCCUCUGUAUGCCUUGUCGCCCUGGGGAGCCAGGGCUUCUGGUUGGUCGUAUUAACCAGGAGGACCCGUUAAGGCGUUUUGAUGGCUAUGCUAACCAGGAUGCUACCAGGAAGAAGAUCGCUAACAACGUCUUUAAGAAAAAUGAUUCUGCAUAUAUAUCAGGUGAUGUGUUGGUGAUGGAUGACCUGGGCUACAUGUACUUCCGUGACCGUGGCGGGGAUACAUUCCGCUGGAGAGGAGAAAAUGUCUCAACCACUGAGGUAGAGGGAGUACUCAGCGGGCUCCUGGAUCAGACUGAUGUUGCUGUGUAUGGUGUGGCCGUGCCAGGUGUGGAAGGUAAGGCAGGCAUGGCUUCCAUCGCAGACACCACAGGGACUUUUGACUUUGAUGGUUUCCUGCAGAGUGUCCAACGAGCUCUUCCUCCGUAUGCUCGCCCGGUGUUCCUGCGAAUCUCGCCACAUGUAGACACCACAGGUACAUUCAAAAUCCAGAAAACCAGGCUGCAGAGGGAGGGAUACGACCCACGCCUCACCACGGACCAGAUCUACUUUUUGAACAAUCGCGCUGCGCGUUAUGAGGUUGUAGAUGAGGAGCUAUACAGUGCUUUAGCAGAGGGGAGAAUGUCUCUAUGACAUGGAGGCUAGCGCAUUGCAUUCCAGUUAAGAGAGGAUAACACAUGAAUAAGCUGAUGUUUGGAUCAGUCAGUCACGGUGCACCAGCUGCCUGCUUUUGAACAGUUCAGGGACCAGAGUUGAGAUGACUACUUACCUAGGCAGAGCAUUGUUAAAGAUGAAGUUUUAACACUGUAUGAGUAACACACCGGGACGUAAUGUGAAGACAUUUAUUCUUUGUAAUAACUUCUUUUUUUAACUGAUAUACGAACACCUCAAAAAGCCUUUGAGCAUCACCGCACAUAAAGUGGGUUUUUCUCACAACCCAUUUGAAACAGCAAACAUAUUACAAUAAGUUGGUAAGGACAGUAAGGGACAGUAUCAAGUAAAACUGUUACAGGGGAUAACCCAUGUAUGACUUACGCUGCAGGAAUAUCCACAAAGGUUGAAGCAAUACUUUAGUGUGAAGCUAUGGAGUUACUGCAGUUUUUUGGAUGUGGCUAAAAGACCCAAUUUGAACAUGCAGUAAAUGUGGCUACUAGGUCAAACACUAACCGUAGAGUCUUUUUUUUAUACAAUUGAAAACUAAUCUAACUUGUCAUAUCUGAGCCUCUGACUAACCGUGUCCCAGGUGUUCAGAAACAUGAAAACUGUUACUGUAUGUGCCUUACAUAAAGCUAAAAAUCUGUGUUUCAUUUUUAUUUUUAGAGAGAAGCUCAAACGAUUGUGGAAGUAGGGAUUUUGUCUCAUGCAAAGCUGAGUCACAUAUAGUGACUGCCAUUUUCUGUAAUAAAUUUAAAUAUUGUCUGAGUUGUAAUAUAUAGAUGUUAAAGGGUGUGAAGCUAUUCACAAUUUCUGAUCCCCCAGAUUAAAUUUUUUGUUGUAACUCAAAUUAAAUAUUUUAAAACACA
Molecule: messenger RNA, 3233 nt
Organism: Labrus mixtus (cuckoo wrasse)
Lineage: Eukaryota; Metazoa; Chordata; Actinopteri; Labriformes; Labridae
Gene: slc27a1a
Product: solute carrier family 27 member 1a
Exons: 13
Coding region: 397-2343 (648 amino acids)
Biological process (GO): adiponectin-activated signaling pathway; positive regulation of protein serine/threonine kinase activity; phosphatidylinositol biosynthetic process
Cellular component (GO): mitochondrial inner membrane; plasma membrane
Molecular function (GO): long-chain fatty acid-CoA ligase activity; long-chain fatty acid transmembrane transporter activity; fatty acid transmembrane transporter activity
Source: RefSeq, a predicted model, not a curated record